AUGUCAAAACCAAUUGAGACAUCAGUCGUCAUAGUUGGUGGCAGCAUUGUCGGCCUCGCUAAUGCUCUUUUUCUGGCACAGCGGCGAGUGCCUUUCAUCCUCCUUGAGCGUCACACUGGCAGCGCCAUCCAUCCCCGCGCAAUCGGCUACACUACUAGAACAAUAGAAAUAUUGCGAACUUUAGGCAUAGACAAGGAACUACCUAAGCUUCCACCUGGGGUUGACGGUAAACCAAGACGGGUCAGGGCCAAGACGUUGAAUGGCGAAUGGACGGAAGAAACACACUGGACCAAAACCAAACCGACAGUCCAUGGCGCAAGGCAAGUAGGUCCUCAAGGGAAACCAACAGGAGCGCAAAAAAGGGGCCCUCCUGAUUAUGCUUCGCUUAGUCCAGUUCAAGGCACAGCAAUUGCCCAGGACAAGCUCGAACCCAUUAUUCGCAACAAGGCCUUGGAACUAGGUGCUGAUUUGCGCCUUGGGUUUACAAUGACUGACUGGUCACAAGAUACAAAUGGCGUGUCGGUUACUGCGACUCAGCCUACUGGAGAGACUUCUUCAAUAAAGGCGAAGUACAUGAUCGCCUGUGAUGGCUCAGAAAGCCGCAUUCGCAAUGACCUAGGCAUCGUGACCACCGGCGUCGGCUAUAUGCGCACCCUUCACAGCACACUCUUCCGCUCUCCUAGUAUCGAUCACUACUUGUCCAAAGGCGUUCAUCAGUGGGAAUUAAAGGACGGAGAUUUUGAAGCUUUCCUUGUCACCUACUCCGAUGGUCGCUGGGCGCUGAUGAGCCAGAAUCCUGAACAAGAUACACUUGACAUAGAUGGUCAGAAAGCAUUGAUUCGAAAGGCUGUCGGCGAAGACAUCAGCGAUAUUGAGCUGCUAGCUCAGGGCAACUGGACACUGGGUGGGUCCAUAGCUGAGAAAUUCUCCUCUGGUCGGGUCUUGCUGGCGGGCGACGCCGCGCAUGCCCUUCCUCCGAAUCGUGGAGGCUAUGGCGCCAACACUGGUAUCGCAGACGCGCACAAUCUUGCAUGGAAGCUACAAGCUGUUCUAUCUGGCAAGUCUGAUGUAUCACUACUAGACACGUACGACCAGGAACGGAGGCAGGUUGCGCUAGUCCGACACGAUCAGAUAUUCUCGCGCGAUGACUACAAGCCCUACGUGGUCGGCACGGAGUGGGAGAAGACGCACGCGUCAGUACCUAUCAUUGACGACAUCGCCAUGGAACUGGGCCAGAUCUAUCGUUCUAGUGCCGUUGUUGGUUCCGAAGACAAGUCUCUGCCCGAUGCCCAGACACCUGGGCAGUGGAAGGGUCAGCCAGGGACGAGGGCACCGCACAUCAAGCUCACGCGCGAUGGGACCGAGAUCUCAAGCCUGGACCUACUCUGCCAGGGAUGGGUCAUACUGUCGAAAGAUGAGAGCUGGAAAUCCCGUGCUGCAGCUGUGUCUGAUGUUGACUUUGUGCUCAUCAGUGGAGAUGUUGCAGAAGUAGUUGAUGGAUCCUUUAUUGAUGCUUUCGGUCUAGAAGCAACCGGCGCUGUAUUAGUCAGACCUGAUGGACACAUUGCUGCUCGCUGGAUCACUACAUCAUCAGUGGAUGAGUUUUGUAACAUAUUUCGCAGAGUUACUCAUUCGCAGUGA
This is a messenger RNA of Truncatella angustata, 1641 nucleotides long. Its product is annotated as FAD binding domain-containing protein. Gene Ontology annotation, molecular function: FAD binding. The coding region runs from base 1 to 1641 and encodes 546 amino acids. The transcript has a single exon. NCBI's taxonomy places the organism in Eukaryota, Fungi, Ascomycota, Sordariomycetes, Amphisphaeriales, Sporocadaceae. The record is from RefSeq and is a predicted model, not a curated record.